AUGUACAGACAGAGAAUACACAAACUGGAUGGAAUACUCAAUGGCACCAUUGAAUGCCCAGUACAACUUCUGGAUGAUAGCAAUGCCCCUACACUUAAUGAAGAGGGAAGGCCAACUCAAGAAGCAGCUAUUUUAGCCUGGCAUGAUUUGGAUUUACAAGCUCAAGAUUUUAUCUUCAGCACAACUGAAACAGGAGUUAGAAGAACCCUGUUGGAUUGCACAUCUUCCUCUAUGAUGUGGAAUCGUUUGACUCAACAAUAUGAGCAGAGCGCUCCAGAGAACAAACAUGUUCUAAUUGAUCGCAUUAUUCGCUACAAAUACAAUGAAGGAAAUGACGUUAUGGCCCACGUCUCGAAAAUAGAGAGCUUAGUUCAUCAGCUUCACGACAUGGGCACUAUUCUUGGUGAAGAUCAAUUAACCCCCAAAGUGUUAAUGACUCUUCCUGUAAAAUAUGCAAACUUCCGAGAGGCAUGGGCUCUUUUACCGUCUAUUGAGCCAACAAGAGAGAAGAUGAUAGCAAAGCUUCUACUUGCUGAAUCCAUUUACGCCAAUCAUGUUGUUGCCGUUUGUCGAAAGCGCAUUCGGGAGGAAAAAGAAAAAUCAUCUGGCAAUCUAGCGAAUACCGCUAUUAGUGACGAACAGAGUACCGAUGCGUCGUCAAUCAAAUUUUCCUAUCCAGCAUUAGCGAAUACUUCUCUACUCAGCCUCAUUUCUUUCGUGAAUUGGUGUGCUGAUUCGGGUGCAACUAGACAUAUGACUGACAAUCGCGAAUAUUUUACUAAAUUUGUGCCAGUCACGCACGUCUGGACUGUCAAAAGAGUAGGCAGUGUUCACAAGCAAUUACAAGUCAAAGGCCGGGGAGACAUCAUCAUUCGCAGCACAAAGAGUACGAAUAUGCCUGAUGGUAUUUUGCGCGAUGUCCUCUACGUUCCUGGCCUUUGA
Daphnia magna is the source of this 942-nucleotide messenger RNA. RefSeq lists its product as uncharacterized. The record is from RefSeq and is a predicted model, not a curated record. The transcript has 3 exons. The coding region runs from base 1 to 942 and encodes 313 amino acids. Lineage: Eukaryota; Metazoa; Arthropoda; Branchiopoda; Diplostraca; Daphniidae.